AUGUCGAAUGCGGCCGAAGAGAAUGGAAUCACUGCCUCGGGCUCCCCAGAUGAUAGCUCCGUCAGCUCCGAGAGCGAUGCUGGCGAUUCUGGUGACGAUGAACUCAAUUCCGCUGUCCAUGCUUCUAACAUAGAGAAUAAAUUGGAGAGAUCAGGAGAAGAGGAACUCGGUUCGCAGUCAACUGUUUACAAUGAAGACCAAGGUGAUUUUGACAUCGUCACGGUCCAUGGUCUCUAUGGAGAUAACCAAACAACAUGGGAGACUCAUGAUCCCGAUACACGAGAAUCUCUGAAAGGGCUACUCAAUCUUGGAGAUCAUUUCAACUGUCGCCAGCUCAACUACAGCUACACUCCCGAUGAAUCAGUCCCCUCCAGGGAUGAAAUAUUUUCUGAAGCAUUUGGUCUACUACGCUACAUCAUGGAAGCGAGACGUGCAUUGAGGCCAGGCGCUCUUCGGCCGAUAGUUUUCAUUUCCCACGACAUCGGAGGAGCUAUCGUCAAACGAAUAUUCUUCGGUUACCCACAUCGGUCUCGCAGCUUCCAGGAACUAACAGAUGCACUCGCUCGGCUCGUAUUCUCCUCACCCGAGAAAGUGUCGUCAUGGAGCAAAGGCGUCGUUCAGACCCAUCAGCUGGCCAAAACCAUCGUCGAGUGCAACAAUGGCUUUGUAGAAUCGAAGAUGCUGCUCCAUGCGAGCAUCCUCAACAUCUUUUCCGAAAAGCCAAAAGUCAACGAGCAAAUUUUUGACAAAUACAUGGCAACGAUCAAUCUAAAAGACCAAGAGCUUUGGGGCAUCUUGGUCAACAACAUCCAGUGGUUUCAAAAAAAUUACCUGCGCACAGGCGAUGGGAAGCCCGACCCCAGCCUCGAUGUCUUCGCAUCCUGUGCUCCUCCGCUAUACCCCCUGACCAAGGCGGGCUAUACAGAGCCCGCGUGGCUCACGCGCCACCCCGCCUUUGCUGAGUGGGAACAGAGCGCUGUGCACAGUAUCCUCCUCGUCCGGGGCCCGCGCGACGAGUCAGAUCGCCUUGCUGAGUCCGUCUUCGCCUCGACGGGCCCCUUGCGGUGCGAUUGGGCAGUCUACUUCUCUUUUGAUCGCUACGACGCCCGCCGCAACACGGUCAAGGCGUUUCUGCUGUCCUGCAUCGCGCAGUGGGCCCGCGCCGGUCAAGCAUCCCCGCGUGACGCCGGCAUGCUGCGUGAGCGUGCCAUCUCCGGUGCCAGCACUGCUGAUGUGUUCGAUGCGUGGCGGCGGAUGCGCAUGGGGGGCGCACAGGGGGGCAGGACGCUGGCUGUGCUGAGCAAUGUGGGCGAAUGUGAUGAUAUGGUGCCUUCCUUCUGGAGCCAGAUGGCGCGACUCUUCACCACCACCGAGGCGGUGGCGUGGAAGUUUGUGGUGUUCGCCAGGCCGGACGACAACCUUGAUGCGGGGUUCAAGGAGUGGCCUGCGAUCAGUGGGGAUGCAUUCCCCACGGGGUCGGAUCAUGAUGUAGAUCGGGAAGUUCGAUCGGCCGUGCCCCAGUUGCUCGAUGCAGACUACACAGCGGCGGCGGAACGGACACUGUGUAAAGCAAUUGCGGACAGGUGCGGAAGAGAUGUUGGAUUGGCGCGGUUCAUGACCGGCCAGCUUCGACGAAUGUCGAUGAAUCCGGAGGCCAUCACAGCGUCCGUGGCGAAGCUGGUUGAAGACACUCUGGACAGCAUCACCUGCGAGGGGAAACAGGAGCUUGUUGCAAUAACGCUUAGCUGGGUGCUCUGCGCCUUCCGUCCGCCCAGCCUCGCCGAGUUGGCGGCUGCCACUGGUGCGUCAUGCGACCUCGCUCGGGUGCUGGACGAGUUGCUGCCUGGUAUGCUUGACACAUCCGGCAGCAACGUCCGGCUCUCGCAUGCUGAGGUGCGUGCCUUCCUCCAGACAGCCACAGGCAGCUGGUACGCUGUGGAAAGCACCGCGCACUCGACAAUCACCCGAACCUGCCUCAACCACCUCACCAGCACGACCAACGAGCGUCUCUCAGCUCUCUGCGAUCCCCACCUCGGCGUCUGGGCGACCCCGAUCUGCAAGCCUCAGAAUGACCUUACGGCCUACGCGGCUGAGUACUGGCACGAGCACUACAAGCUCGCUGCAGACAGAGACUCCUUGGGAAGAUGCGUGCAAGACUUCCUGCAGAAUAGCACCCAGGUGAGCAGAUGGGGGAGAGCCCGCUGGGCAGUGGCGAAUCCGAUAACGCGGACACCAGACAGACAGCUGUCGCCACUCGCCCUCAUCGCCUCCGUCGGACUCGAAGAGGUCUUCGAUGACGUCUUCGACCAACUCCAAGGUGACGAAAUCGCCGUCCGCUCCGCCCUUAUCGAGGCCUGCAGGAACGGGCACGGCAACUUGGCCCUGCGCAUCCUGGCUUCUGUCAGCAGCAGCGCCCAGCUGGACGCCUCAACCGCCAACGCCGCGCUGCUUGCCGCCGCCUCUCACGGAGAACACGAAGACUUCCAGCUCGCCCUUGUUGAGCAUGUUUCUGAUCAUCUCGGCCCGGACUUCAUCUGGCCGCCUCAGCUCCUCCUGCGCGCCGCCCACCUCGGCCACACCGCCGUAGUACAAGCCCUCAUCCAGAGGGGCGCGAGCGUAGACGUCGCCGACAAACUCCCUGCCAAACAGGGCCCGCUACACGCCGCGGUCGUCGCAGGCCGUAUGCAGGUGGCCAUGGUGCUGCUUGAUGCCGACGCAAGCAUCGCCAGCGUGCGCGACGCCAACGGCCUGUCACCCUUGUGGCUCGCCGUCGUCAACGGGCACGCGGAUGUGGCCACGGUACUUCUAGAUCGGGGCGGCGUGGACCAGGAAGCAGAAACGGAAGUCAUCGUGGAAGCGUGCCGGCUUGGGAUGCACGCGGCGGCACGGUCGCUGCUGGCGGCGAGGAAUGCCGGCUCGUUGCAGAUGGCACUGCUGGCAGCGGCGGAGAGGGGGUUUGUGGAGUGUGCGAGGGCGUUAGUGGACUAUGGGGUCGAUGUGAACGGACAAGAGGAAGAUGAGACGGCGCUGUACAAGGCCGUUGUGGGAGGACAUGGCCGGAUGUGUCGGUUUCUGCUGCAGAAUGGCGCGGACCCGAAUUGCAGUGGCCAGCGGGGUCCAGCCAUCGUCGUGGCGGUGGAGAACAACCGUCUUGACAUUGUGGAGCUCUUGGUUCAGCACGAAGCUGAGGUCGACGCCCGAGACAAUGAGCACUCCCCUACCGCUCUGAUGGCGGCGCUCGAAAAGAACGUUGAGAUGGUCUGGUACCUACUCCAGAACGGCGCCGAUGUCGACGCCACUAUGGACUCCGAUCCGGUCAUCUUCAAGGCGGCUGGCGGCUCCGAUAUUGACAUCCUGCGGGCGGUAGUAGACGCGGGUGCGGCGCUGAACGUGACCAGCCGGGACGGCUGGACGCCUCUGCACGGCGCGUUCGAGCGGGCUGGGCACACGCGACUCCUUCUCAGGGCUGGUGCAGACAUUGACAAGCUCAACGUCGGUAACGGCAAGUCACCGCUGUACCUUGCCGCCGAAGUGAACAAGCCGGACGUGGUUGAUGCGCUGCUCGAGUUCAAACCUACACUCGACUUGCGCUGCCCGACGGCGAGCUCCCCCAGCUCAACCGCGCUCAUCGCCGCCGUCAAGAACGGCUGUUUGGAGGUAGUCAAGAAGCUGCUUGCCGCAGGCGCCUCGCCCGACGUCCAGACGGACAGCGGUGCCUCCGUUGUCCACUUCGCUGUCGACCAGGGUGCGGACAUGCUCGCCACGCUACUCGAAUCCGAGCCCAACCUUGACCUGACUGACAGAUCGGGUGACACGCCACUCAAUGACUUCCUCGAGUAUGAUGAGCCCAGUCUAAGCAUCGUGCGGCUUCUCGUCGGUGCCGGUUGUGACGUGAACAAAUUCAACCAGCACGGCGCCACCCCUCUGCACAAGGCCGUCGCGAAGGAGAACCUUGACGUCGCACGCUUUCUUCUCAAGUGUAGCCGCGCCGACAUCGGCCUCGCUCCCGGCUCGUGGGGUGCGCCACUGCACACGGCGUGCUACCUACCCACCGCUCCGACUAACGCCGUGUCUCUGCUGCUAGAUGCGGGUGCCGACACGAACCAGGUGAGCAGCCAUAAUGGCACACCGGCGUGCUUCUUGUGCAUGCGCGUUCACAAGCACGGCUACUCUCGCGAGACUGAGGACGAUAUCGAGGCAGUGCUCCGGCUACUGCAGGACAAAAGCAGCAAAAAGCUCGACCUCAACCUCGCCGGUGGCGUCUUAGGCACCCCACUGGUCUCAGCCUGCCUCACCGCCCCGACCACGCGCAUGGUUGACAUGCUGCUUGCGGCCGGCGCUGACGUUGACGUUGCGGAGCCCGAGACAGGCCGCCUACCGGUGCACCACGCUGCCCAGCGCAGUGUCGACUUUUUUGAGACCUUGGCGGUUGCGGGCGCGAACCUGAGCGCGCGCGAUAGCGCAGGCUGCUCCGUCCUGAGCUACGCCUCCCAGAGCGCCUCCCUCGAGCUCGUCAGGCGCGUCUUACAGUGGACCGAAAAGGCGGGCAUGCAGCUACUACAUGAGGCGGAUGUGGAUGGCUGGACACCGCUUCACCAUGCAGCAAGGGGCUACUUUACGCAGGGAUACGCGGUGAGGAUGGCAUUAAUGGCGGGGGAGGACGAGAAUGAUGAGGAUGUGCAGAAGCGGUCGGCUGGCCCUCUGAGAAAAGGCCAGGGAGAAGUUAUCAAGUUCCUGGUGCAGAAAGGCGCGGAUCUGCGUGCGUGCGUUAGAGGGCCGGAUGGGAAGAGGUGGUCGCCGCUGAAGCUGGCGCGGUAUCAUGGCGCGGACGAGGAGGUCCAGAUACUGCUGACGCCGUCAGAUGGCAAGGAAUGGGUAGAUGCGGAGCACGAGGUUAAGGAGGGAACCCCGACGCCGAACAACUGCAAUGGCUGCGAAUUUAGGGUUUUCGGUUGGCUGUAUAAGUGUAAGGUAUGCGACGACUUCGAUUACUGCUUUAAGUGCUACGCGCGCAAGGACUCUAGUCCACAUCGAGAUCAUGAGUGGGAGCAGAUUGGGCCUGAGUUCGAAGAGGAGGAAGAAUCAGAGUCAGAGUCGGAAGAAGACGCACGGGACUACGAUGACUCUCGCUCUGAUUCUAGUUUUAGCUCCAACAGUGAUUAA
Molecule: messenger RNA, 5163 nt
Organism: Lasiodiplodia theobromae
Lineage: Eukaryota; Fungi; Ascomycota; Dothideomycetes; Botryosphaeriales; Botryosphaeriaceae
Product: Ankyrin domain protein
Exons: 8
Coding region: 1-5163 (1720 amino acids)
Biological process (GO): protein localization to ciliary inversin compartment
Cellular component (GO): ciliary inversin compartment
Molecular function (GO): zinc ion binding; protein binding
Source: RefSeq, a predicted model, not a curated record